UUCUACUGAUCUAUUAAGGAACGAGGUGCUUCUUUGAUUGCUUUUACUCGCCGAAAGAAGAAACACUGCUCCAUUUGAUCAUAAUCAGUUGCUAGAAACACUAAAGCUUGUGUUUUUUCAAUGGAAGAUCCUUCAAGAAUGACGACGCUUCAUGACUUACAUUUGGCUUCAAGAAAAGCUGAGGAAGGAGCUUGCAGGCGAUUCGAAGCUGCGGGAUGGCUCGAAACCCUGGUUGGACCGCUUGGUCUGUCUAAUCAGCCGUCAGAGCAAGAAUUUCUUUCCUGUUUGAGAAAUGGUAUCUUCCUCUGCAAUGCCAUUAACAAGAUCAGACCAGGAGCAGUGCCGAAGGUUGUGGAGGGUCAUCCAAAUUUGCUCACCUGUGAAACUCAGUCAUUGCCCGCCUAUCAGUAUUUUGAGAAUGUCCGAAACUUCUUGGUGGCUGUGGAGGAGUUGAAGCUCCCCGCUUUUGAAGCGUCCGCUCUUGAAAGGGACGCUUUGGAGGUUGGGUCUUCAUCUAAGGUUGUUGAUUGCAUUUUAGCCCUUAAAUCUUACCAUGAUAGGAAAGAAUUAGGAGCCAAUGGGUUUUAUAAACAUUCUAGAUCUCCAAUGGUAUCACAUUCUGCGAGUAGGAUCCAUUCAAGAGCCUCUUCUACAGGUUCAUCGGACCCAUGCAGGCGCUUGGACGUGUCGUUUCCCUCUGAAAACCAACUAAAUGUAGAGACAGAACGUCAGAAACAUGAAGUUUUACUUGUUGAAGCACUUGCUCAGUGCCUAGUUGAUACAAAAGAAAACGUGGAUCAGAAUCUCUUGGCUUCGGUCCGUUCUGGAAAUCAGAAUUCUUUGAAGUUAUUCACCAAGACCAUGUCAAGUUUAUUACAAGAACAACAUGUAAACAAAUUCCCUGAGUUGAAAACAAUCUUUAAAGAUUCUUCGAAAGAAGUGAAUGGCCUAAUUAUGGAUUCGACAGACUCAUUAGAGAAUGUAUCUAGAAUUGGAAAUUAUAAGUAUUGCAAGUCUUGCUUGAAGAAGGGUAAUUGUAACCAUUGGCGCAUGUUGGAAGUACAAGAGAAUGACCUCUUGGAACUCAAAUCAUUAUUGUCAAGCGCAAAAAAAGAGUUUGAACUUUUACAGUCUCAAUUGCAGAAUGACUUAAAACAAAUAGGAAACCAGGUCCAAGAGCUUUCUACUGCUGCUGUUGGGUAUCAAUCUGUGGUAAAAGAAAACAGGCAACUCCAUAACAUGGUCCAGGAUUUAAAAGGAAAUAUUAGAGUGUACUGCAGAAUCAGGCCUACCUUCAAUGCUGAAUCAAAAGGUGUUGUAGAUUUUGUUGGAGAGGAUGGUUCUCUUGUGAUUGUAGACCCAGCAAAGCCACAAAGAGACCCAGAGAAAGCUUUUCACUUUAACAGGGUCUAUGGUCCAACUGCUACCCAGGAGGAGGUUUUUCAGGACGUUAAACCAUUAAUUAGGUCUGUCAUGGAUGGUUACAAUGUUUGCAUCUUCGCUUAUGGCCAGACAGGGUCUGGUAAAACACACACCAUGUGUGGUCCAUCUGGUGGAUCCAUGAAGGAUAGGGGAAUCAACUAUCAUGCUCUCAAUGACCUCUUCAAUAUUUCUUGUAAAAGAAGGGAUAUAAUGGAUUAUGAUGUUGAUAUUCAAAUGGUUGAAAUUUACAAUGAGCAAGUAAGGGACCUUCUAGUAGAAGACUCAUCAAGCACAAAAUUAGAGAUAAGAACCUGUACAAGCAAUGGGGGGUUGACUCUUCCUGGUGCUACAAUGUAUCCCGUGAAGUCUACUGGGGAUGUCCUCAAUUUGAUGAAGCUUGGGGAGCUGAACCGUGUAGUUAGUUCCACUGCACUCAACAACCAAAGCAGCCGCUCCCACAGCAUCUUGACAGUACAUGUACAAGGGAAAGAUAAAUCUGGAAGCAUCCUUCGUAGCUGCCUGCACUUGGUGGACCUUGCAGGAAGUGAGAGGGUCGACAAGUCUGAAGUUACAGGAGACAGGCUUAAGGAGGCACAACAUAUCAACAAGUCUCUUUCUUGUUUGGGAGACGUGAUUACAGCCUUAGCUCAAAAAAAUUCACACAUCCCUUACAGAAACAGCAAACUCACACAACUAUUACAAGACUCUUUAGGAGGGCGUGCAAAAACUUUAAUGUUUGCUCAUGUAAGCCCAGAAGCAGAUUCAUAUGGGGAAACCAUUAGCACUUUGAAGUUUGCUCAGAGAGUUUCAGCUGUUGAACUGGGUGUUGCUCGCUUGAACAAAGAGAGCAGUGAGGUUAGGGAGCUUAGGGAACAGGUUGAGAGUCUGAAGAAGGCUUUAGCAAGGAAAGAAGCACAGGAUAUGCAGUUUGAGAAAGCAAAGGAGCUGAGAUCUCAUUGCGAGAAGCCAAAAGUACCUGAAUACACACCCCCACGCAACCGACGAUUGAGUACUGAAAGCUCUAAUAUCGCAAAGGCCGAGAAGGUGAUGAAUCAAGAAAACAGAAAGGGAUCAAAAACACCUGUUGUAAAAGUAAAACUCAGAACUGAACGUACACCGACUCGUUCCCAAGGAUUGAGUUUGGAAGGCCCAAAGUACAACAAGGAUCAAAUGCAGAUAAGAAACUCUGAAGAUGUUCAAGUUUCAAAAAGGGUACAGCAGUAUGUUGCUCCUUAUCUCUCACAGGAUGCUUGGAACAAUGGGUGCAGCUACUUGGGCCAGUGUCAAAAUCCAGAAAUCACCAGUAGCGGCAAUUGUGCUGAUGACAGUUCCAUGACAGUUGCUUAUCAUAGCUAUAUUCCUCGUAGCCCUAACAAAUCAUUUUGUCAAAGCCAAACUUUAGCAACGGAUAGUAGAAUGAGAAUUCCACAUCUCCAACUACCAAAGACACCCGAGCCACAGAUACGUGCAAGAAAUGAGGUUCAGAUUGUGCCACAAAGGGACCUUGGCCUUUCUAACAAGUCUCAUACACCCAGCUUGAAUAGUAGUACAAGUAAAAAAGGAUCUCAAAUAAAGAAAUCACUUCAAAACAUUGGGAAAUUGAUUCAUGGCUCUGAGAAAAGAAAUGUGCUUUAUAAAAUGGAAACACAGUCACCCAUUCAUGGCAUGAAAAACAUUAAUGAUGGAAAGUCACCACUCAUAUCUAGUGCAAGGGCAAUGAGGAGACAAUCACUCACUGGUGGCCAGACUCUGGGAAUGGAGAAAUCCCGGAGAUCUUCACUAGGGGGGAAGUCAGGUGGAUGUCAUUCAAAUGAAACUCGGAAUGCCAGGACACCUCCUCCUGCCAACUCACCGACAUAUAUGGCAAAGCGGUGGUUAUGAAUCUUUUAGUGGUGACUAAAAUAAAUAUUGAGAUCUAUGAUGAUGAUAUGCUUUAACUCAAAGCAUGCUGACAGCGGACUUACGGGUUUGGACUUGUGAAAUGUUCCUUGAAGCAUUCCAGCGUAUCCUUGAUGAAGGUUCUGACUCAUAUUCCGGAAAUGAAAUGUAAUGGUAAUGUACAGAAGGAAUUGGAAGUUCCAUUUUGUUCAUUCAAGUCCAUUUUUUAUUGGUGCUCCAAUGGUGUCCAUGAUUCAGAAUGAAGCCUUUAUUUUCAUUAGAUAUCUAACAAUUGGUUUAC
Molecule: messenger RNA, 3601 nt
Organism: Telopea speciosissima
Lineage: Eukaryota; Viridiplantae; Streptophyta; Magnoliopsida; Proteales; Proteaceae
Product: kinesin-like protein KIN-14L
Exons: 20
Coding region: 121-3303 (1060 amino acids)
Biological process (GO): microtubule-based movement
Molecular function (GO): microtubule binding; ATP binding; microtubule motor activity
Source: RefSeq, a predicted model, not a curated record